This is a messenger RNA of Anopheles maculipalpis, 5957 nucleotides long. RefSeq lists its product as uncharacterized. The record is from RefSeq and is a predicted model, not a curated record. NCBI's taxonomy places the organism in Eukaryota, Metazoa, Arthropoda, Insecta, Diptera, Culicidae. Gene Ontology annotation, biological process: protein phosphorylation. The coding region runs from base 6 to 5957 and encodes 1983 amino acids. The transcript is spliced from 12 exons. Gene Ontology annotation, molecular function: ATP binding; protein serine/threonine kinase activity.
UCAAAAUGUCGUUCCUAAACAAUCUGAAGAAGGUGUUUCACCUGGGCAGUGGAGAGGCGAAGAAGAAGCGCAUCUUCAACAACAUCCGUAUGGAUACGGAUCCGGCCGACUUCUGGGACAUGAUCGGCGAGCUUGGCGAUGGUGCGUUUGGCAAGGUGUAUAAAGCACAGAACAGGGAAACGAAACAGUUGGCCGCGGCCAAAAUGUGCACACUGGAGGAUGAGGAAAAUCUCAGCGAUCAUAUGGUGGAGAUCGAUAUCCUGUCCGAGAUCAAGCAUCCAAACAUUGUUGGUCUGUAUGAAGCGUUCUCGAUCGACGACAAGCUGUGGAUGCUGAUAGAAUAUUGUGAUGGUGGUGCCUUAGAUAGUAUUAUGGUGGAGCUGGAGAAACCUCUCACCGAGGCGCAGAUUGCUUACGUAUGCAAGCACAUGUGCGCCGGACUGUACCAUUUACACAAGAACAAGGUGAUACACCGGGACUUGAAGGCCGGCAACGUGCUGCUGACAAUGGACGGUGGCGUUAAGCUAGCGGAUUUCGGCGUUUCGGCCAAAAACAAGCACACGAUGCAAAAGCACGACACCUUUAUCGGGACACCGUACUGGAUGGCGCCGGAGCUGGUGCUGUGCGAAACGUUCCGGGACAAUCCGUACGACUUUAAGGUCGAUAUCUGGUCGCUCGGCAUCACGCUGAUCGAGUUUGCUCAGAUGGAACCGCCGAAUAGUGAAAUGUCUCCGAUGCGAGUGCUGCUCAAGAUACAGAAAAGUGAACCACCCAAGCUGGACCAACCGUCAAAGUGGUCGAAACACUUUAAUGACUUUCUCGCACGUGCGCUUGUGAAGGAUCCUCAGCAAAGGCCGUCAACAGACGUGCUUAUGGGGCUACCGUUCAUCAGCGGUAAUCUAGACUCGAAACCCAUCAAAGACCUUUUGCUCGAGUAUAAGGCGGACGUCGUCGAGGAGGAGCUGGUGGACGAGGAAGCUGAGGAACCCCGCAAUUCUGCUCUUCCGCUCGACUUGGAUGAUGAUUCUUCGUCCCUGCAGAGUCAAGAAACUGACAAGCUUCCAGAUACACCUACGUCCCUAUCGAAAUCGUCCAGGGAUUCGAAAGAGUCUACUCCCGUUCCUACCACCGAAGAUGAUUCCAGCAAAGCGAAAAUUGGCCCGAUACCGGUUCCGGUCGGUGCGGCGGCAGGUCCGCCGGUCACGGUACCGCCGGAGAAAACUCCUGCCAGUGUUGAAACUAAAACGGAAAUCAAAAAAUCCCAACCCGCGCCGCCAAACGCCACAUCACCGGCCGGCGGAGAGAUUUCACCGCAACAAACGAUCCGAACGGCUUCUUCCUCAUCGAACAUCAGUGGUGGAGCGGUGAAUGUUCCCACACCGGUGCUGCCGGUGCCUAAAGAAGUUAUCUCUGAAGUACCACCAUCACCGCUGCCCACGAGCGAAUUCCAUUCUGAGCCAGUGGUUGGUAGUGAGCCGAGGAGGACGUCGGUUGCUGGCAGUUCGGCCAAUUCUUCCGCUGUCAAAAAAGGACCAGCACCUCCACCACCACAAACACCAACAUCGCCAACGGUCAAGCAACAACCUUCAAUGUUGCUGCCGUUUGAUGGAUCUGUGUCGAAGGAUGUGGUACCACCAACACCACCUGAAACGCCACAAACACCACCGGAAAAUGAUUCCACGGUACGGGCACUCGAUCGUCCAGAUGCAACGGUACUGGGCGGUGCGAUGCCCCCACCACCUCCGGCUCUGAUGCGAAUGGGAAGCAGCGGUGUGAUUGAAGAGCAGCACACCAAGUCACCCCGCAAGGAGCAUGCACCGACACCACCGUACGAUCGAGAUAGUUCCAAGACUUCCACCCCAACGAGCGCUAAAUCGAUCGUUAGUAGCCUCCAGGAGCGUCCUUCAUCACCGAAAGCUCCUUCUAGUAAUAACAAUGUUGCCAUUCCGAGAGCGGUUCAUCCGCCUUCCUCUACUUUACAGGAGGAGGUUGGAGUUGACGAGGGAGUGAAAGUAACCUCCACCUCAACGCCAUCCGCAGCACGUAAUCAACUGCCACAUCAUGCUACGUUGAUGAAUAGCUCGUCCUCCUCCUCAACUACGUCCAUCACGAUCAACGAUGCUACCGUACUGUCUGAUCCCUCGAACAGCUUAGCGAGUAACGUGGCACAGGUGACAGUUGUCACCAGUCACCCACCGGUGAUCAUCGAUAACUCUAUUCCUUUGCCACCAGCGGCCGGAUCUGCAGUAGCAACAGCAGUUGCAUCUUCCGGCACAUCUUCGUCUGCCUCGUCGACGAAAUCAUUCGGUUCCUCUCAGCAGCGCCGUUCUCGUGUCAUAUCUCCACCGGGUACGGGUGCCCACGAUGAGGUGAUUAUCGUCUCGAACGAGCUGAAUAAAACGCAUGUGAACGAAUCGUCGACGGAUGAUGACUUCCAAUCGUUGGACAGUCUGGAGAAUGUUUCUACGCGUCAUCAUCCUAUUCGAACACCCUCUCAGUUAGCAGCUGGCGGACGAGCGAUUGCACGAAAGCUGGACGAAAGCGAGGUGCUGAUCGUUAGCUCCGGCUUUGACGAUCGGCGUGAUCGAGUGCAGUUGGUGGAUGAGAUAAACGCCGGAUCGCCGGAUCGUGAUGUGGAUGCGUAUGGUGACGGUGAUCUGUUUAAUGCGAGCAGCAAUAAUCCACUGAAUAACAGCAGCAAACUAUUGCUGGACACUAGUCAUGUAUCAGUCGUAACGGUGGGUGAGGAAGAAAUCAAGGUGAAGGAUUCCUCACAACAUCAUCCGCAGCUGAUCAACAAUCCGCACCCGUCUCCGCAUCAAUACCAUCACGAUUCUACCAGCGACCUGUCGAACGUUAGCUGCGGUCCGAGCGAAUCGAGUGAUGAUGUGAAGGUGGACAUAGUGGUGGGAGUGGGCGGCCGUCAGCAGAUAUCCGCACAGCAACAGGCUUUGCAUCAUCUGCACCAACAGCAAAGAUCACCAUCCGGGUCCUCGAUAUCGCUUCCAAGCCAAACGGGCAAGGGAGCCGUUAGUGGUGGUAGUGUUAUCAAUGGUAAUAGAUAUAAUGGUGGCACCGAGUUCCACGAGAGCCGCGAGGACGUUAGUAUAAUUGUGAAUAAGCGAAAGAUUGAAAAGUCUCGGAUUUCCCCGGACAGUAGUGUUGGUUCGCUGGAUGGUGGUGGAUCCGUACGUUCGGCCAGCACGCCCAUUCAUCAGAAUCAUAAUCAUUCGCACCAGCAUGGUGGUGGCGUCGUGAUCGCUGGGAACCAUCAUCAACGAACAGGUAGCAGUGGAACGGCUCCAGUAUUGGCAAAGCAUCUACACGAUCGAAGCGAUGCGGAAAGCAUUGCAACCACCACUAGUCAUGAUAGUCGGGAACAUGCAUCGGUCGAGCUGGAAGAAGAGGUAACACUCCGGCGGAAGCCACUUCCUUCGCUUGAUCUUGAAGAUGACAAGGUGCCACCAUCUGUCGGAGGAACAGUAUCAUCCGGAUCGUCCACCUUGGUCAGUAGUGCCGGUGGUAACAGUGUUGCUACGACAACCACAGUAGCAGGAACACCGGGAGUUGCUGGAGUUGCUGCUGGUACUGCUCCUGCUGCUGCUGCUGCUACAGCAACCACCGGCGGUAAUGGUACAGCUGGCAUCAGACAAAAAACUAACCGUAACUUUACCAAGGAAGAGUUGCAUCUGCAAAAUCUGAAAAAGAAAACGCGCAAACGAACGCGCAAAUUCGAGAUCGAUGGGGUACAGGUGACGACCACCACCAGCAAGGUGAUCUACAGCGAUGAGGAUAACAACAAGCUGUACGAUGAUCAUCUGUUCCGCAAGCAGGAACUACGCGAGCUGAAGAUGCUACAGAAACAGGAGAAGAAACAGUUCUACGAUCUGCAGGGUAAGGAAGCGAUCGCCAAAGAGCAGCAGGAGAAAAAGUUCGAACAGGAGCGUAUGCAACUCGAGCGUACGUUCGAGGCAGACAUGGACGUGCUGGCCCGCCAGCACCGACAGACGGUGGAGAAGUUCGAACAACAGCAGGAAGCGGAACUUCGCAACACGUCCAAGAAGAUACGGGCGGAACAGGAACGAGACUUGAAGCUGUUCCGCGACAGUUUGAAGCAGGAAAUACGGUUGCUCAAGCAGGAGGUCGAUCUGCUGCCGAAGGAAAAGCGAAAAGAUGAGUUCCGCAAGCGGAAAACACAGAUGGAGUUUGAGCAUGAGGAGCGGGAAAAAUCGUUCCUGUCAUCGCUGUCAGAAAAUCAUGAGCUAGCACUGCGGCGAAUCAGCGAAAUAUAUCGCGAAAAGCUGUCCGCUACCGACAAAGGUUACCUGCAGCAAAAGCAAACGGCAAUGAGAACGCGCGAAGCGAUGCUGUGGGAGCUUGAGGAGAAACACAUUCACGACAAGCAUCAGCUGGCGAAGCGUCACGUGAAAGACAUCUGUUUCAUGCAACGGCACCAGAUGAUUAUCCGCCACGAGAAGGAAUUGGAUCAAAUCAAGCGUAUGAUCACUCGGAAGGAAGAGGAACUGCUGAAGCGGCAAACGAUCGAGAGGCGAGCACUGCCAAAGAGAAUCCGGGCCGAACGGAAGGCUCGCGAUAUGAUGUUCCGUGAAUCGUUGCGCAUUUCGAUGACCACCGAUCCGGAGGUGGAGCGGGACAAACUGAAAAAGUUCCAAGAGCAGGAGAAGAAGCGAUACAACCAGGAGCAGUUGCGUUUUGAAACAAAGCACAGCAAACAACUGGAAGAGUUACGAGCUACCUCAGAAGGGUCGAUUAGGGAACUGGAGCAACUGCAGAACGAAAAGCGGAAGCAGCUUCUUGAGCACGAAACGGCUAAACUUCGUGAAUGCGACGAAGCAUUGCAAAAGGAGCUUCGCGAAUGGAAGGCCCAACUGAUGCCCCGAAAACAGGCGAUUGAGAAGCAUCUAAGCCGCAUGGUGGACGAGUACGAGGACCGUUGGGGUCCGGUCGAUCGCCGCGAGUUUGAUGGCGAUUUUACCGUGCCGCCGGAGCUGCGUAAUCGCACCAAUUCCCUCAAUACCCUUUCCCUCCGGCUGCUGAACAUCACGCGCUCCCGUACGUUCCUAACGCUUCCCACGAUGGCAAACGGUGGCGUUGCUGGUGGCGGCGGUAACGGUGGUGGUAGCACAAACCGGAACAGUAUACACAGCUCGGUGCCGGAUCUUAGUCGGUCCAUGCCCAACACGCCCAACUCCGGGCACAAACUUUCACUCGCGUCGUCGUACGAUUCGGUGCUAGAAGAGAAUGAGGGUGAAAAUCAACCGCCGGCGGUUGCGGGUCGUAGCGGUGGUAGAAGCGGUAGCUAUCAGCCCCAAUCAGCCAUCAAGUACAUCCACACGAACGACCCGGUAGUGAGCGGUAAUGUGCAUGUAAGACGCAAAUCGGAAGACAUGCUUUCGGGCAAGUCACGAUCUACGCGUGUUCCGAUUAAAUCAUUCCUCUACUCGAACACCCCGGUUGGAACGAGUCGGAACGAGUACGCCGGUACUGGAUCAUCUCUGUACUACGGUGGUGAUUAUGGUGGUGGGUCUCGGGGAACACCGACCGGACCGAUGGCGUAUUAUUCCGAUUCGAAGGAUCGGGUUGUUUCGAUCCGUGUGAACAAUCAGACCACUAAUCGGAAACCGGCCAAUAUUUUCGAGGGUAUGUCUAAUCGCUCCAAUAUACCACAACCUUACACGGCUUCCGGUGGUACGAUGCCUCGUCGUACGUCCGCCGGUUGGGGACCGAGCCGACUCGGAGACAACACGUUCACUACCGCAUCGGACGCAAACAUUAACCGCCUGACAACGUUCAGUUCCGCCCGUGGGGGGCUUCCACUUCCUACUGCGAAUGGUAGCGGCGGCGGUGGUCUCAAGACUACGACACCGGGUUUGAAACUAUCACCUUCGACUCCUGUGCUACUUGCACCGAGUAAGGAUGAUGAUACGGUGGUUUAA